Molecule: messenger RNA, 2664 nt
Organism: Anarrhichthys ocellatus (wolf-eel)
Lineage: Eukaryota; Metazoa; Chordata; Actinopteri; Perciformes; Anarhichadidae
Gene: dnai1.2
Product: dynein, axonemal, intermediate chain 1, paralog 2
Exons: 20
Coding region: 145-2226 (693 amino acids)
Biological process (GO): outer dynein arm assembly; cilium movement
Cellular component (GO): outer dynein arm
Molecular function (GO): dynein light chain binding; dynein heavy chain binding
Source: RefSeq, a predicted model, not a curated record
AGCAGCAGGCUGUUGCAAAGCUAGUCUCGUGUUGUUUACAGCUAACGUUAACUAUGUAAGCUUUCUUUUUUUACUUUGUGUUGUUGUACUGUAUUUUGACAGAGCUAGAUUGCGGGGAAGACAUUAAAACGGACUCUUCUCUCAAUGUCUAUCAGUAACGCUGCAGCGACGAUGAAAAAGGGCGUACCUGCGCAGAAGGCAGCUUUACCUGGUGCAAAGCCAACCAAAGCUGCAGCUAAGAAAAAGGAUGAGGAAGAGGGAGCUGUGGAUAACGGUGAUGGGAUAACGGACGACUGGUCUCAUGGGAAAGGACUCAUUAAGCCCCCAGAUCAACUGGAGCUCACUGAGACUGAGCUGAAUGAGGAAAUCACAAGGAUCCUGACUACAAACAACCCACACGCUCCACAAAAUAUUGUCCACUACAGCUUCAAGGAACGUGCCUACAAGCCCAUCGGUGUUGUGGAUCAGAUGGCUGUUCUCUUCGUGUUGGAGGGCAGCCUCGUGCAUCAAGAUUCUGAUGAGGCUCGUAGACUGAGGGCCAAGGGGGAUCUCCCCAAGGAGACUGCAACGGUCGACACUGGAACAGAACCCGAUGAGGAGAAACCGGACACCCUGGGCACACUUGUAGAAGUGGAUGAAGCGGGAGAAGAGGACAGACCAGACAGUGCUGCCUCCAAAGCAGACAUGGAGCCAAAAGCUACUAACCAGUUCAACUUCAGUGAGAGGGCCUCCCAGACCCUCAAUAACCCACUGAGGGAAAGAAGCUGCCAGACUGAACCUCCUCCACGCAGCAUCUUUGCUGCCACUGCUAAUCAGUGGGAGAUCUACGAUGCCUAUGUGGAGGAGCUGCAGAAACAAGAAAAAAAUAAAGAAAAGCAGAAAGCUGCGGCUUCAAAGAAGGAUACUGACAAAAGCAAGAAGAAACCGAUGCUGAUGGAAACUCAGAGCGAUGACAUCACCAAAGUGAAAAAGUCGGCUAAGAUCUUGGAACGAAUGGUCCAUCAGAAUAUUUUUGAUGACAUAGCACAAGAUUUCAAAUACUUUGAGGACGCAUCUGAUGCGUUCAGGGGCCAGGAGGGCACUCUUCUCCCCUUGUGGAAGUUUCAAUAUGACAAAGCCAAAGGACUGUCUGUCACUGCCCUCUGCUGGAAUAAGAAAUAUCAGGACCUUUUUGCCGUGGGAAUGGGAUCGUACGACUUCAGUAAGCAGGGGCGUGGGAUGCUUGUGCACUACUCAUUGAAGAGCUCUACCUUCCCGGAGUACAUCUACCCCACAGACUCUGGCGUCCUGUGCCUCGACAUCCACGAGCAGUAUCCCCACCUGGUGGCGGUAGGCUUCUAUGACGGCUGUGUGGCUGUCUACAGCUUGAAAGAGAAGGGAUUGGAGCCUGUGUAUAAGAGUACAGCUAAGACUGGCAAGCACACGGACCCAGUCUGGCAGGUGCGCUGGCAGAAAGACGACAUGGACAAUAACCACAAUUUCUAUUCCGUGUCAUCUGAUGGCCGAGUUGUGUCCUGGACACUCGUCAAGAAUGAGCUGGUCUUCACAGACAUUAUCAGACUAAAUGGAGCCGUCUCUGAGGGGCCAGGAGGUGCACAGCAGCCUGGCAUCGCCUGCGGUACAGCGUUUGACUUCCACAAACAGAUCGACUAUCUCUACCUUGUUGGCACCGAGGAGGGUAAAAUACACAAGUGCUCCAAAACGUACUCAAGCCAGUUCCUGGAGACGUAUGAUGCCCACAGCACGGCAGUGGAGGCAAUAAGGUGGAACCACUUCCACCCAAAGGUUUUCAUCUCUUGCAGUUCAGACUGGACCGUCAAGAUCUGGGACCAUACCAUCAACACUCCAAUGUUCACAUUUGAUCUGAAUGCAGCUGUUGGUGACGUUGCCUGGGCUCCAUACUCCUCCACUGUAUUCGCUGCCGUCACAACAGAUGGAACGGUUCAUGUCUUUGACCUCAGCGUCAACAAAUAUGAGGCCAUCUGCCAGCAGUCGGUGGUGGCCAAAAAGACCAAGCUGACUCACAUUGAGUUUAAUCCCAUCCAUCCUAUCAUCACUGUGGGUGAUGACCGAGGCUAUGUCAGCAGCCUCAAACUCUCCCCCAACCUCCGCAAGAAACCCAAGGUCAAGAAGGGUCAGGUGCAGCCGAAGGGUCCAGAAGUGGAAGUAGCCAAGAUGGAGGAGCUCCUCAGUCUGCUAAGGGAACCAGAGCACCGCACAGCUUAAUUCGGCCGCUGAGGUCACUUUUAGAUGAGCACUUAACACACUGUUCUGUUCAGCAUGAAUGUGUUCAUCUCGUCUGUUCUGUUCUCAUUCGUUGUUGCCCACAAAUCGCAAGUGGCAGUGUCAAUAUAAAAGCAGCAUUGCGCAAUAUUUUGUAACUGUCUAUUAAUCCCAAUUAUCUCCCAGAAGAUACCGCCGAUCACAGCGUUUACAUCUGCAUUCAUGUUGAAUGCAGAUGUAAACGCGGCCGCUGAGGCUCCCCAACACAGUAACAUGAUACAAUCUUUUAUUCUUGAUCAUUAAAAAAAAAAAAACAUGUCUUUUGAACAGUGUGUGCAACAGUAAACACCAUCAACAUAACAACGAAAAUAUUUCUAUAUCUUUAUUAAAAAUGCUUUUUGUUUGAUCUCUCUUAAGCUGUUAAUAAAUGAUUCCGUUUCA